Tarenaya hassleriana is the source of this 983-nucleotide messenger RNA. Its product is annotated as transcription repressor OFP1-like. Lineage: Eukaryota; Viridiplantae; Streptophyta; Magnoliopsida; Brassicales; Cleomaceae. The record is from RefSeq and is a predicted model, not a curated record. Gene Ontology annotation, biological process: negative regulation of DNA-templated transcription. Gene Ontology annotation, molecular function: DNA binding.
GAUUCGAUGGGUAAUUACAAGUUUAGGCUGUCAGAACUAAUCCCCCACGCCUGGUUUUCCAAGCUCCGACACCUGGGGAGGUCCAGAAAUCUUCGGCAAAACACCUCCCCCCAUAGAAAACUGCACGCUUUCCCUAUCCCCUCCCCCAAAACGUCACGCAGUCCACUCCCCCUCCUGCCCACCAGCUCUUCCCUCCCCGACAAAACGCCCUCCACUUCUCGCCGCCUCCGCCGCCGCAGCACCGCCGUCUCCUCCGGCUGCAGCUGUCGUUCCAAGGCCUCGUCGAGACACUACUACUCCCCCAGCUUGCCGGAUUUCUCCACCACCUCCGGCGAUAGCUCCGUCACCGGCGGAACUUUCUCCCCGGAUCUCCGGUCCGAUCACGUUCUCCUCCCCAACGACAAAAGCGGCUCCUGGCCCAGCCCUUGCAGCUGUAACUCCAAGGCGGCGGCGCCCAAGUCGCCGGAGGUCGAUCUCCGUCGGAUCAUAACAAAACCGCCGGCGAAGAAACAGAGCGCCGAACCCAGAAAGCUCUCGGGGAGGAAAACGGCGUCGCCGGGGGUGAGGCUGAGGCUUAGCUCGCCGAGGGUAUCGGUGAGGGCGGGCAUUACGAGCACGGCGGUGGUGAAGGCGUCGGUGAAUCCGAGGAGGGAUUUCAAGGAAUCGAUGGUGGAGAUGAUUGCGGAAAACAACAUCAGAGCUUCGGAGGAUCUGGAAGAGCUUCUGGCUUGCUAUCUCUGUCUGAAUUCCGACGAGUAUCACCAGGUUAUCAUCAGUGUCUUCAAGCAAAUCUGGAUUGAUCUCAACUCCUCUUGAUCUUCCCCGCUUUUUAAACUGCGUAACGUAAUACUCAUUUACUUCAAACUUUCCCCUCUUACAUAAAUUGUCUUAUUAUAUUAUAUAUCUGAUACGUAGAUAUAUAUUUUUCUCACCGGUUAUACGAACAUGCAUCGGUUUGAAUAAAAUAUAAAAAACAUUAUUCA